Molecule: messenger RNA, 972 nt
Organism: Syzygium oleosum
Lineage: Eukaryota; Viridiplantae; Streptophyta; Magnoliopsida; Myrtales; Myrtaceae
Exons: 1
Coding region: 1-972 (323 amino acids)
Source: RefSeq, a predicted model, not a curated record
AUGCUCAUUGUCUACUUGUAUGUUGAUGAUCUUAUAUUUACUGGAAAUUGUGAUGCCAUGUUUAAAGAAUUCAAGAAGUCUAUGAUGGAUGAGUUUGAAAUGUCUGAUCUUGGUAUAAUGCAUUACUUUCUUGGCAUAGAAGUAGUACAAUCAAGUGAUGGGAUCUUUAUUUCUCAAAAGAAAUAUGUGGGAGAAAUUUUGGAUAGGUUUCAGAUGAAGGAUUGUAAUCCUGUAAACACUCUAAUUGAGUUUGGCUUAAAGCUACACAAAGAUCACGAAGGGAAGAAGGUUGACAGCAAACUUUACAAACAAAUUGUGGGCAGUUUGAUGUAUCUAACUGCAACAAGACCAGACAUAAUGUAUUCUAUGAGUUUAAUCAACAGAUAUAUAGAGAAUCCUACAAAAAUGCAUUUGUUAGUUGCCAAGAGAAUUCUUCGUUACUUGCAAGGAACUAGAGACUUUGGGCUAUUUUACAAUAAGGGUGAAAAGUCCAAUGUGCUAGGGUUUACUGACAGUGAUUAUGCAGGAGAUCAAGAUGAUAGGAGGAGCACUUCGGGUUAUGCUUUUAUGUUUGGUACAGGCGCUAUUUCGUGGUCAUCCAAGAAGCAACCAAUUGUCAUCUUGUCAAGUACAGAAGCUAAAUUUGUUGCUGCUACAACUUGUGCUUCUCAAGCUAUUUGGCCAAGGAGAAUUCUUGAGGAGCUGCAAUUCAAGCAACCGGGAGCUACUAAAAUUUUUUGUGACAACAACUCAGCAAUCAAACUCUCCAAGAAUGGAAGAAGCAAGCACAUUGAUGUGAAAUUUUAUUUCUUGAGAGAUCUUAGCAAUGAUGGAACAAUUGAUCUAAUCUACUACAGGAGUGAAGAUCAGGUUGAUGAUAUAUUCACCAAGGCCCUCAAGAUGGAGUCGUUCGUGAAGCUCAUAAGGAAACUAGGUAUCUGCACGCUGAAAACAGUUAAAGUUUUAAACUGA